AGUAAAUAAAUUCAUGGAUCAGGGAUUCAAGCUCACCUAAAAACAAAGAGAGAGAGAGAGAGAGAGAGAGAGAGAGAGAGAGAGCCUGGCCGUAGCUGCUACCGACCGAAGACCCAUCUCAAAAUUGGGGUUUUUGGCUUGCUUUCCCUUGAUUGUGGUGAAGUUUUAGAAGAAUUUGAAGUGUAAACUUGAGGGGAGGAUGGUUAAUUUGGUCUAUGGAUAGGGAGCUGAAGAGGAAAGAAGAGUAGCAAUGCAUUGGAAGAGCAAAGGUGGGGCCUUUGGGGAGUUGCAGGCUAGAAAUGUGGUUUCUGCGAAAUGGACUCUCAUGCUUUGUAUUUUAUGCUUUUGCGCCGGGCUUCUCUUCACAAAUAGAUUAUGGACAUUGCCUGAACCGCAAGAUGCAAUAAUACCAAGUAGGAAUCAAGAUUAUACGACUAAGCUAGCUGGAGGUUGCAAUUCAAAAACUAUCAACGAAGACAGAGACCAUAAAGAGAUGCUAGGAGAAGCAUCAAAAGCCAAUUAUGCCAUACACACAUUAGAUAAAACUAUAGAGAACUUAGAAAUGGAAUUAGGAGCAGCAAGGGCUGCACAAGAGUCUAUAAUCAAUGGUUCUCCAUUAUCGGAUGACCUGAAGGAUAUGUCGACUGGUGUAAGACGGAAAUAUUUGAUGGUUGUAGGGGUCAAUACUGCUUUUAGCAGCCGUAAAAGAAGAGAUUCAGUUCGCAGCACUUGGAUGCCUCAAGGCGUGAAAAGAAGGAAGCUUGAAGAAGAAAAGGGCAUCAUCAUCCGCUUUGUCAUAGGGCAUGGUGCAACGCCUGGUGGUAUUCUGGACAAAGCAAUUGAAGCUGAGGAUAGGAAACAUGGAGAUUUUCUGAGGCUGGAUCAUGUUGAGGGGUAUCUUGAGCUGUCUGGGAAGACAAAAGCAUAUUUUUCCACUGCUGUCAGUAUAUGGGAUGCAGAAUUUUACGUGAAGGUUGAUGAUGACAUACAUGUAAAUAUAGCAACUCUUGGGGCAACUCUUUCGAAGCACAGAUCAAAGCAUGGGGUAUACAUUGGAUGCAUGAAGUCUGGACCUGUCUUGGCUCAGCAUGGAGUGAGAUAUCAUGAGCCGGAGUACUGGAAAUUUGGGGAAUAUGGAAACAAGUAUUUUCGACAUGCAACUGGUCAAUUAUACGCCAUUUCAAGAGACUUGGCUACUUACAUAUCAAUAAACCAGCAUGUACUUCACAAGUAUGCAAAUGAGGAUGUCUCAUUGGGAGCUUGGUUUAUUGGCUUGGAUGUGGAACAUAUUGAUGAUCGCAGACUAUGUUGUGGCACCCCACCUGACUGUGAGUGGAAGGCUCAGGCCGGCAACAUCUGUGUUGCCUCAUUCGACUGGACUUGCAGUGGCAUCUGCAGGUCAGCUGAAAGGAUGAAAGAGGUUCAUCGCCGAUGCAGUGAAGGCGAGAAUGUUCUUUGGAAAGCUUCUUUUUAGUCAAAUGGCUGCAGGUUUGUAUCAUCACAAGGAUGCGUCAAUCAAUGUAUGUAAUUGCGUAAGCUAAUGCUUCGGAGGGACCUUGUAUCUAUUUUAGGAGAGGUCUCUUAGAACAGAAGGGUGAGGCUAGAGUUGUUCAGCCCUUGCAUUCUUUAGAACAGUGGAUGGCCCUUUUUUUCACUUUAUGUUGGCCACCAGCAUGCAAUAAUCAUAGCGAUUCAUUUCAUAAAAUGGUCUUUUGCUGCCCUUU
Messenger RNA from Dendrobium catenatum, 1724 nucleotides. RefSeq names its product probable beta-1,3-galactosyltransferase 2. The record is from RefSeq and is a predicted model, not a curated record. Gene Ontology annotation, molecular function: hexosyltransferase activity. Lineage: Eukaryota; Viridiplantae; Streptophyta; Magnoliopsida; Asparagales; Orchidaceae. The transcript is spliced from 12 exons. Bases 251 to 1474 code for a protein of 407 amino acids. Gene Ontology annotation, cellular component: Golgi membrane.